AUAGGACAUAUAUAUUGCCAUGAACCAUCAAAAUAGAGAAAGAGAGGGUUCUUUUGAAGGGAAGACAAGUAAUCAAACAUGACGAUUGUUGAGAUGUGUGUGCAUAUGGAUUGUGAUGGAUGUGAGAAAAAAAUAAGACGUGCAUUAAUGAAGUUAAAAGGGAUAGAUAAUAUAGAUGUAAAUAUGGUUACACAAAAAGUGACGGUAACAGGAUGGGUGGAUCAGAAAAAAGUAUUAAAGACAGUAAGAAAGACGGGAAGACGGGCGGUGUUAUGGCCGUAUCCUCACAAUGUCGAGUAUCAAUAUUAUAACUAUGAGCACCACCCGGUGGCCACCACCAUCGCCGGCUAUGCUCGUAAUCACCCGGCCAUCGACACGGCGUCGUCUUCGUAUAACUAUUAUAAGCAUGGAUACAAUGAUUUAAGCAUGCAUGAGUACUACGGUGGGCCUGAUUACUCAAAUUCAUUCAUUGAUGAAAAGGCCAGUAAUAUGUUUAGUGAUGAGAAUACUAAUGCUUGUUCUAUAAUGUGAGGACAUGGCUUGUGGACUAGUAUUAAGAGAUUGGACUGUCUUUAUCUUGUAUAUGAAGUAAUUGUUUGUAUUGUUUGGCUUAAGAUAAGCUAUGUGAAUGUAAUUAAGUAUAUAUAAAUAAUUGUUCGCUUUGAUUGUAUAAUUUUUUUUUUAUUUGAAUAUUUUAAGUGAGCAGACUUCAGUGUGUUCAAUCAUGACCACUGAUUUCAAAAUC
This is a messenger RNA of Dioscorea cayenensis subsp. rotundata (Guinea yam), 745 nucleotides long. Its product is annotated as heavy metal-associated isoprenylated plant protein 28-like. The transcript is spliced from 3 exons. Bases 79 to 531 code for a protein of 150 amino acids. The record is from RefSeq and is a predicted model, not a curated record. Gene Ontology annotation, molecular function: metal ion binding. NCBI's taxonomy places the organism in Eukaryota, Viridiplantae, Streptophyta, Magnoliopsida, Dioscoreales, Dioscoreaceae.